CAAAAUCGUUCUCUAGCUCAGGUUCAGAACGUAAACAAUCCGCACCAUUGCUUGGCUACCAUGAAGGAAAGCAGAAAGCGCAGAAGAUCAAGGCGUGAUAGCUCGUCUUCAUCGUCGUCUUCCAGCAGGGAUAAUAGUAGCAGCUCCAGCAACUCUAGCGACAGCAGUUCCCGUUCCAGUUCCAGCACGAGUAGUAAUAGCAGCACCGAACGGAAGCGCAGAAAAAAGGAGCUAAAGAGAAAACUUGCCAAACAACAGAAGAAAGAAGCGAAAGCCAAAAAGAAAGCACUUCGCAAGGAGAAGAAAGCCAAACGAAGGCAGGAAAAGCUGGCAAAGAAGCUGGCAAAACGAAAGCUGAAGGAACAGCGCAAAAAGGAAAAGGAACAGUCGAAGGAUGCAACAGCCAUCCGAAAUGCCGCACCAGAACAGGGGGAGCCGCCAGGACUGUUGGACUGUGGCAUACCGUUAGAUUUAAUGAAUCGCAAAGCUAUGGCACCGGAAACACGGGAAGAGUAUGAGGCCCGCCAGUCGAUUCUACGCCGGGUAGUCGAUCCAGAGACCGGGCGUACGCGAUUAAUCAAGGGCGACGGUGAAAUCAUCGAAGAGUGCGUGACCCGCGACCGGCACAAGGAAAUCAACCGUCAGGCGACGGCCGGGGAUGGGGCAGAGUUUCAGCGCAAGACACUCGGACGAAAUGUGCGAUAAAACACACACACAAACAAGUACAAACAGUCGAAAAUAAAUUAAAUCAGAUCAGAUUUACAAAAACACAA
This is a messenger RNA of Anopheles stephensi (Asian malaria mosquito), 773 nucleotides long. RefSeq names its product ADP-ribosylation factor-like protein 6-interacting protein 4. The transcript has a single exon. The coding region runs from base 61 to 705 and encodes 214 amino acids. NCBI's taxonomy places the organism in Eukaryota, Metazoa, Arthropoda, Insecta, Diptera, Culicidae. The record is from RefSeq and is a predicted model, not a curated record.